Cuscuta campestris is the source of this 1024-nucleotide messenger RNA. The record is from the annotation of a GenBank genome assembly. Lineage: Eukaryota; Viridiplantae; Streptophyta; Magnoliopsida; Solanales; Convolvulaceae.
AUAGUUAAAGUUUGUACUAAUGAAUUUGCAUUCACUUUUAGGUGGAAUGUCGACCAAAUGGAUCGGCUUCCAAACUAUAUGAAGAUAAGCUACAAAGCUUUAUUAGAUCUUUUUGACGAAGACACCAAAGAUCUCUCCAAGGAUGGAAGAUCAUACGCUGUUCAACACGCGAUGGAGAGGAUGAAGGAACUUGUGAGAUGCUACUAUAUCGAGGCCAAGUGGUUUAUUGAAGGACAUAAGCCUGUAUUUACUGAAUACUUAAGAAAUGCAUUCGUUAGUUGCACCUACUACUUGUUAGCCACAAUAUCUUGCUAUGGAGUGAAGUCUGCUGAUGAACAAGUAUUUGACUGGUUAAUUAAGAAUCCAAAAAUACUUGAGGCAAGCGUAGCCUUAUGCAGGCUUAUCGACGACAUUGCUACCUUUGAUGUUGAGAAAGAUAGAGGACAAGUUACAACCGGUAUUGAAUGCUACAUGAAUGAAUAUGGUGUAUCACUAGAAGAAGCCUUGGAAAAGUUCCAAGAAUUAGCCAAAAUCGCAUUAAAAGAUUUGAAUGAAGGAAUUCUUAAGCCAACACCUGUAUCUGGAGAUAUACUCUGGCGCAUUGUGAACCUUGCUCGGAUUGUUUUUGUUACAUACCAACACAACCAAGAUGGAUACACUCAUCCUGAAAAAGUCCUGAAACCUCACAUAAUUGCAUUGCUUGUGGACUCGGUGCCACUCUAGCUAAUCAAUAACGUACCACAAUAACCCCAUGCAUUAGGGGUAUUGCUUUAUAUGCCUAUAUGCAAAAAAGUCAUUCAUUUCUUUUUUUCAAAUUUGUUUUUCAUUUGAGUUCAUAUAGUAUAUGUGUGAAAGUGGAAUCUCUAAAUUGUACAUCAUAAGAUAUUGUGAACUUGUUCCCUCUAUGUAGUUUAUUCUUGAGCUAUUAAUAAUAUCAUGCCAUAACCUCAAUCUUCAAUAUUAUCUUCAACAUAUAAAGAUAAACGAAAUCUACACAAAGCAGAACUAAAAACUAGAUAUUGUU